UCGCUGCCCCCCCAAUGGCAGGAAAGCGGAGGCGGGCGUUGCCUUACGCCGCUGCCGGGCCGGGCAUUGAGGGUGAAAUGAAAUCUAGGCCUUAAGAAUAGUAGAGUGAAGUGUGCAAAGAGAACUCAAGACUACCUGGAUGCAGAUCAUUAUGAAAAUGGCUGUGUAGGUGAAUCCCGUACUGAGGAAACGGGAGACUGAAAGUCAGUUCCUGGCUUUCUCUGCUAGGGAGCAAACUGUGAGCCUUAGUCUUCAACAUCCCAGAUGGCUGCUUAUGACAAUUCCUGGUGAUUCCUGCCCAGGUUUGAAAGAACAUCGUUCUCAGACACUCUGAAAUCUGGACUUUAUAACAGUGUACUACCUGAAGGAACAUAAGGAAUUGAUAAGUCGUAGCUUCCUCGCCAUUACUUCUUUGGCAUUUGUACCUCUUGCUUUUUCUGUGGCUUUAGAUCAAGAAACACCAUGAGCACAACUCAGCGAAAGCGCCGUGGAGGAGCAGUUAAUUCUAGGCAAGGUCGGAAACGAAACAGGCUGAUGGCUUCUACCGCAGAAAUGGCUUCAGAAGCAGAGCCAAUAGAACUUGAAGAAAGUGCUGGUGAAGAAGUAGUAGAUCUCACAUGUGAAUCUUCUGAACCUGUAGUCGUUGAUCUCACUCACAAUGAUUCUGUUGUGAUUGUUGAAGAGAAUCAACGACAAAGGAGAAAUCUUAGAUUAAGAAGCCAGCGACAGUCGGACAGCUGUGUACUGAGUAGCGAUGAUGAAGAUGAAACAAGAGAUAAUGAUGUGUAUGUGACAGAUAAAGUGUCCCGAGAAUUGGGACCACUGGAAGAUGAAACUGCAAGUUCAAAGCCGUCUGGUACCGUUAGCUGUCCGAUUUGCAUGGAUGGCUACUCGGAGAUUGUGCAAAGCGGGCGACUGAUUGUGUCAACCAAAUGCGGCCAUGUCUUCUGCAGCCAGUGCCUCCGCGAUUCCCUUCGGAAUGCUAACUCUUGCCCAACUUGCAGGAAGAAGCUCACUCACAGACAGUAUCAUCCCAUUUAUAUAUGAGUACUGCUGUUUCUCAGGACAGACGCAACCGGAUUUUUGGGGAAAAUGUCAUGCUUUCAGUGCUCUGAAGAUUUAAAGCGCAGCAGGUUGUGCACACAUCCAAAUAAAACUGGUUUUGUUGGAGAAUAACUUCUUACCUAUAUAGACAGCUUUUCUAUGGUCCAGGCUGCUUCUUGUUAUGUCACUGGUGAUGAUGUUGAGCUUAUGACUGUCUCUAAACUAGACCAGCAGCCUAUACCAGAAAGGAAGCAGCUGAUCCAUUUCCUUCUACUUUUUUAAUGCUUAACUAAGAGGGGUCUGAACCUUUUGUUAUUUCUUACUCUUUAAAUUAUUCCCACCGUCGCAUACAGAUAUGGAAUAGUUACCUCUCAAAAUGGAGAGGAACAAUUUGCCGUUUCAUUACACUUUUGGUUUUAUCCUGCAAGAAGCUCGUGACUCUGUUGCUUUCUGCUAUACCAUCUCUGGCCAAAUAGAGUAAGUUCUGUAGCGAGGGAUCAUUUUAUCAUAAAUCCAUACUAAAUUGACCACCAGGGUAAUGCAAUAAGAUAACCUGCUGUUAACCAGCAAUCCUUCUUUUUUAAGCAGAAGGCUUGAACGUAUAGAUGUCUUUAUGAACUCCAUGAGAUCUAAAGUAUGUAGACAAAUUGCAAGAUGUACAAUGUGAAAAUACUUCUUAGGAUGUUUUAACUGCCAAGAAUUCCUGUGUUUGAAUCACAACACUGAAUUUCUUUUCUACCAGGAUGAGAUGGUCUCUUGGUUUUACUACUGUUCUGUAGCGCUUUCUCCUGAUAGCUAAGGAGAGUAUAGUCUUCUCUAGGCUUGCUAGCGAUGAAUAAGAAGCAAAUAGUAUGCUUUCCUCUUGUCAGCUGAAUACCAAACUACCUACAGAUCUUCUUACUGUAUCGAGUGUACGCAGCGUAAUGCUUAAAGUUCAGCGCGUUCACUUCGCUGUUCUCUUCAGUUGUUAUCCUGACACCUGACUGGUCUUAGCCUGGUGCAUAGGAUUAAAAAUUAAAUGAUAAUUGUUUUGCCAUGGAUUUAAGAAGUGGAGGUUUUAAAAGAUGUUUGGUAGCAAUCUUGACUUGGCAGCUUUUUGAGAGAGAAGUAUAAUCUCCCUUUGCCCUGUGGGUUGUCCAGCUUUCCUUAAAUGUGCAUUUUUUAUAAGGAAGAGAAGUCAAAUACAUGUCCAAGAGAGAAUUCCUCUCUUUAAGGCAGGAAUACACAGGUUUAUGCACUGUUACCCAGUCACAUUUUUUUUUUUUCCAGGACUGAGUUAUAAAUGUCUGUUUUAAACCUGUUACAGUGAAAAUCUGUAAGCUGAUGUGGAAUCCCAGAUGAGCUGAUACAAACAGGAUUAUAGUAAUUAAAUGUAGAUGAGAUUAUUAAAACCAGUAUUUUGAAGGUUGAAUUUCGGUCUAUAAAAAAAAAAAGUCCAAAAUCAAACUCAGAUACCUUUUGGCAGUUGGUUGAUUCUGAUAAACCCUUGGAAGCAGCGUUCCAUGUUUCGGUGCAGCAUGAUUGUAGGAUGCAUUUAGUUAACAUUGAUGUGUCUUUCUAACCUGUCCUAGGGAUCUGUAGGAAGCCUUUAAUUAAAGCAGCUCUUCUGAUUAGCUGUCUCAAGUUUUGUAUUGAAGAUUGCAACCCAAAAGUAAAGGGUUUUUUAUUAGGAUGUUUAGGGAUGUUUCUGGAUGUAGUAAUACAGACAGAGUUUUGUUCCAUAAAGGCUAGCUUAAGAAAUGCAAUACCUUCCCCACCCUGGUUUGGAACAGCUUUGUUUCAGUCCUGUUCCAGGAAUGUGCAGUUUCUGCAGUGUGGCAAUACGGUAACUACUAAAAAGUUACACACCUUUAGUUACUGUGUGCUCCCAUUGGUGAUGUAAACUACAAGCAAGGACUACAGCCACCUUAGUGUAGUGUGGUGACAACAACAGCUGGCAUUCAUGUCCCAGGAAGCAUAGAAAUGAUGAAACAGUAGAAAAGAUCGCUUAAAGCAUGAAUUGUGUGAAGAGAAGCGGCCCAACAUUAAAACUGUCAAGAUGCUUCAGGGCCACAGAAUCAGCUUUCUCCCAAUAGCUUAAAGGAGGAGAAAAAAAAAAAAAAAAAAAAAAGAAAAAUUACGGCCAGUUUUCCUUGGGUGGCUACUGUGCGAGAGGGACGAUACAGAGAGGAUUGAAGGGAUUACCUCUGGGGAUGAGGGUGAGUCACGUCUCCCUGCAUCUUUCACAGUGUACUAGCCAUAGCCUAAAUGACUUUGCACAACUCCCUCCAUGUAAAUAUUACUUUAUAGUUUGUGUGUCAAUAAAUAGAUCUGAUUGAAAUUUAGGUACCGCAAACUAUAAAAUAUUUAACAAAGAAGUUUUUAGCUUUUGUGUACCCUGUGAAGUGCCACAAAUUUUGUGCAUCUCAAAAUGAAUUUUAAGUCUCAGUACAUGGGAAAAUACUAAAUUGUGCUACACACUUUUUUAGGGAAAAAAAAAAAACCCAAACCCCAAUAUAUUUGCGUUCCAGUGAUGUUUCCCAUUGGCAAGAACUGAUAAUAUCAAGUUUUUUUCAUUAUGUAAAUGUAUGUCUUGUUGUAUAUAGUUCAAUUUUUCCUGUAUUUAAUUGUAUUCCUGUCUGUCUGUCCCAUCUAUGUUGGACUCUGCUGGUAGGCAAACCGUUCUUUUAACAGGUGGAAAUAAAACUAUCAAUUUGAUCAA
This is a messenger RNA of Grus americana (Whooping crane), 3745 nucleotides long. Its product is annotated as E3 ubiquitin-protein ligase RNF4-like. Gene Ontology annotation, molecular function: zinc ion binding; transcription factor binding. Gene Ontology annotation, biological process: positive regulation of transcription by RNA polymerase II. The transcript is spliced from 10 exons. Lineage: Eukaryota; Metazoa; Chordata; Aves; Gruiformes; Gruidae. The coding region runs from base 463 to 1047 and encodes 194 amino acids. The record is from RefSeq and is a predicted model, not a curated record.